Messenger RNA from Archocentrus centrarchus (flier cichlid), 4582 nucleotides. It is a transcript of the gene myorg, whose product is annotated as myogenesis regulating glycosidase. Lineage: Eukaryota; Metazoa; Chordata; Actinopteri; Cichliformes; Cichlidae. The record is from RefSeq and is a predicted model, not a curated record. Gene Ontology annotation, biological process: skeletal muscle fiber development; carbohydrate metabolic process. The transcript is spliced from 3 exons. The coding region runs from base 189 to 2243 and encodes 684 amino acids. Gene Ontology annotation, molecular function: hydrolase activity, hydrolyzing O-glycosyl compounds.
UUUGUGUGAACUCAGGCAAACAAGUUGUAGUUGAGCCGCCAAGGGGGACUGCUGCUGAUCGGCAGAAAAAAAAAAAAAAAACAGAUGUCACCACCUUGACAGUGUCAAACAGAAGAGGCUUCCUGUAAAACAGUUUGAUGAUCUGUGGAAAAGCAACUUUCAGAUUUGCCCUCUGAACAGCACAAGCCAUGUACCAAGUGGUGCCAGGCGGAGCGGGGGGCACAAUUACAGAUGUUAUCCCCAAGUCGAAACUCAGCAAGGAUACUCGACCCUUAGUUGGAGCUGGAGUAAUCGGGCUGGUGCUGGUGAUUGCAGCUGUAACUGCGUGGUGUUACUACAUAGCCUCUUUACGCAAAGCGGAGCUGCUUAAGACUGAGCUGCUGGAUCUGAAUAAAGAUGGCUACAUUAUCCGAAACCAGGGAGGAUCUAUUGUUUUCCGAAUGCAAUUCAGGUCAGGAACCCUUGAUUUGGAUUCUUGCUCUAAAGAAGGUGAGAUUCUGAGCUGUGACAGCACUACUGACAGAAAACUAAUUUUCUUCAUCGAGACAGUCCGACCCAAGGACACUGUCCAAUGCUACCGUGUGCGCUGGGAGGAACUGGUUCCUGACAUUCCUGUAGAGCAUGCCAUGACAUAUAAGUUUGCACACUGGUAUGGAGGUGCAGUAUCAGCAGUUCAGCACUGGCCUAUUUCUAUUUCUGGCCAACAGGCUCCAAAACCAUUUGUUACUAGUGACAUCUACUCGAAUCGUGAUGAAUUUGGUGGAAUUUUGGAGAGUUACUGGCUUUCAUCUAAUGCCACUGCCAUCAAGAUCAAUAACUCUGUGCCCUUCCACUUGGGCUGGAAUGACACAGAGAAGACCAUGUACUUCCAGGCACGGUAUAAGGAUAGUUCCUUUAAACCAAACCCAGGGGAGGUGCCAUGUGCUGAACUAAGUUACAGAGUUUGUGUGGGAUCGGAUGUGACAUCCAUACACAAGUACAUGGUCCGCAGAUACUUCAACAAGCCAAACAAAGUGCCUGCCGAAGUCAUGUUUCGUCAUCCCAGUUGGUCGACAUGGGCCUUACAUAAAACUGACAUUGACCAAGAGAAAGUUUUGAAGUAUGCUGCCAACAUUCGUAAGCAUAACUUCAAUUGUAGUCAACUAGAACUAGAUGAUGGCUAUAGCAGAUGCUAUGGGGACUUUGAGUUUGACCCAGUAAAGUUCCCCAAUGCCUCUGCCAUGUUCCAAAAGCUGAAAUCUGAUGAUUUUCUGGUGUCUCUCUGGAUUCACCCUUUUGUUAAUUAUGAUUCAAAAAACUUCCAUACCUGUAUAGAGAAGGGGUUGUUUGCCCGGGAGCCUACAGGCCAGCUGCCAGCCUUAGUGCGUUGGUGGAAUGGCAUUGGUGGCAUUUUGGACUUCACAAACCCAGAAGUCCGUGACUGGUUUUCCUCCCAGUUACGUUUGCUACGUUCCAGGUAUGGGGUGUCCUCUUUUAAAUUUGAAGCAGGGGAGGCUAACUACCUGCCAGAGAAAUUUAGUACUAUGAAUCCCAUUCGGGACCCAAGUUUUUUCACAAGACGUUACACAGAAAUGGCUAUCCCCUACAAUGAUAGAGCUGAGCUGCGCAGUGGUUACCAGUCCCAGAACAUAUCCUGCUUCUUCAGACCAAUUGACAGAGACUCUGUGUGGGGCUAUGAGUUGGGUCUCAAAUCUCUUAUUCCCACAGUGCUCACCAUUAGCAUUCUGGGCUAUCAGUUCAUUUUACCAGACAUGAUCGGAGGGAAUGCAUAUCUGAACCGCACAGAUGGAAAGCGUGGAUUACCUGACCGAGAACUUUAUAUUCGCUGGUUGGAGCUGUCAGCCUUCAUGCCCUCUAUGCAGUUUUCUAUUCCACCAUGGGAAUACGACAACGAGGUAGUUGAAAUUGCUCGGAAAUACACAGCCCUCCAUGAAAGUCUCGUGGCGCCACGUGUCCUGGAGCUGGCCAGCGAAGUGCUGAGCACCGGGGACCCAAUCAUACGUCCAUUGUGGUGGAUCGCCACAGGUGAUGAGACAGCUUACAAAAUUGACUCCCAGUUUCUGAUUGGGGAUGACCUCAUGGUAGCCCCAGUUUUGGAGCGUGGAAAGCAAGAGCGUGACAUCUACCUCCCCGCUGGCCAUUGGAGAAGCUACAAGGGGGAGAGAUUUGAUAUCAAGGAACCAUUGCACCUCACAGACUAUCCUGUAGACCUGGAUGAAAUUGCUUACUUUGUUUGGGUGUAGCAGCAAGGAAAUGACAGCCUUGAUUAGCCUAUGUGCCAACUGGGUUGUGAGAAAAGCGCCACAAUUCAUCUUUUAUGGCUGAUAGGAGAGUUGUUAAAUGGAAAGGUUUAUGGGGUGAAAAAGGGUUUUUUAUGGGAAUCAAAAUUUUAACCGCACAUUUCAGAGCAUUACAAAUGUAAACCGUGUCUCUCGAAAACUCUCAAACCCUCUUAACUUUUCAUGAUUUUCUUUUCCUGUUUGAUUUAAACUCAUAAAUGCAACACUGUCUUUAUUAUUUUGCAGAUUGAUGAAACACAGCUUAGUGUCUUUUAAGUAAUGCUGCUGUCUGGCAGUUCUGAGUUAAUCCUGAUAAAUGGUAAAAUAUAAUUGAUACUAAUCAUCAGGUAUGCUUGUAUGUUUCCAAUAUUGGCCAACAAUGGCAACCAUAAGCUAGUGCCAAACCCCUUAGUGUGUUACAGUAAUGAAGACACGUUUUAAAACGCAUCAAUUAAAGACAUUUUUGUUUGCAUAAGUAAGAAUUUCAGAGUCAUUUUAUUUGUGUUGCUUUAAGCUAUGUGGUUGAGACAUUUGUUACAAAAGGGAGUAUACUAACUGUGAAAGAAAUCAGGCUCAAUUGCCAGUGAAUGCUAUAAACUUGUUCUAUAUUUGAGCCUCACAGCACUUUGAAUUUCAGCUUAAGCCAAACAGACUGUGGUGGGAGGACGAUUAAAGGGGUGUCAUUAUUGGAUACUUUUCAGGAAGUCAUGUUUUAUGCUUCAUUCGUCAGGAUCAGUGCUUGAGGUUUAAUCAUUACAAAAGUACAUGAGCUCUCACUAAUGUAACGCAGAGCCAUGGAACUACUCUUAGCCAAGAAAGAAAUGCCUUUUAUUAGGCUUUGAAUGUUUUCCUCUCCUACUCAGGGAGUGGUUUUCUCAGGCUGUGCUUGAAAUAUCUGGUAACUUUUUAAAAUGUACUUUGCUGAGCGCGUAUGCAGCUAAACAGUUAGUAAUUCUUUCAUGUCUUAUGCAGUGUUUGCCGCAUCCAAAAUAACGAGCUAUUCCGUGGCAUUUUUAAUAUCAUUUUUAAAUUUAGAAAUAAUGUGUAUUGUUAAUUCAGCAUCAUUUAAUAAUCGCAUGUAUUGUUACAGGGAUUUUAUUUGCAGUCUCGGGUUGUGUGGAUAAUUUAACUGCAGUGAUGUGUCUCUCAUUUGUGAAUAACUGCUGCCAAACGGAAUGAUUUUUUAAUGCAUUUAUUACAGCCCUGUUUUCAAAGACAUGAUACUGAGUCAGGAAAGAGAAUAAAAGAAGAGAAUGUCCUUAUUUGCUAAUUAUUUUAGGCCCGUAUUUAAUUGGAAGUAGUAGAAAGACACUUCUAUAAACCCUUGUCAGGGAGCACAGUUUGUUACUGCACCAAUUAAUGCAAGUUUUCUCUGCUAUGCAAAGAAAAAAAACAAAAACAUAUGUAAACAAGAUCCAGAAACAUCAGUCCUUUCCCGAGGCCCAUGUCAUCUAAGAUGGAUGAAGGCAAAGUGGAAAACUGUCCUGUGAUGUUGCCAGUCAAAAUUUUAAGUUUUUGUGGAAAUGGUGGAUGCUGCAUCCUCCCAGCUAAAGAGGAGCUAAAACCAUCUGGCUUAUUAUCAACAGACAGUUCAAAAGGCGGCAUCUGUGACGCUAUAGAGUCGGUAAGAAAUCUCAUUAAUACCGAGCACUACAUGCAGUCUUUCUGGCAACAUAUGUUAUCAUCCAGGCACCUCUUUUUUUUUUUUUAAAGGAAGGCCUGGAUUAUUUCAGCAAGGCCGUAGAGAGUCUGGGUGCUAAACUGGUCUGCCUACACCCCAGACCAAAUGAUACCACACUGCUCACUUUUAGUAUUUUAUCUUUUUAGCAUUUUCUGUUAAAUAUUUGGUUAAAAUUAUAUGUAUCAUCAUCCAAACUUUUAUUUAGAAAUGGGGUGGUGUCGGUAUUGAUUGUGAUCUAAUAUUUUUGAUCCAUAAAUGAUAUCCAGUGAGGUUAACACUAAUGCUGCACAACAUGACAUCUUUGCUCCUCAGACAUUUCUGUGAAUAUUUCACUGUGUAGCUACAAAUGCUGAUAUUUUUUUCCCCGCAGUUAUAAAUCAAAGUACAUCAUGUAAUAUCAUGUAUGGUAUUAUCAAGAGGCGCAACAGAUAUUGAUCUUCUCAUCACACUGGGGUAAGCCAGUUAACAUAGUUCACUGACUGGCAUAUCAAAGCUUAUCCAAGAAGCCAAGCUCAUGAGUUUUAUCCAUUUUAUUGUCAUUUGUGUAAAAAAUUUGUUUUUGACAUAAAAUGUAAUUAUUUUAAAUCCUUGAAAGAUGAAUAAAUGCAUAAAUAAUGUUUAA